This is a messenger RNA of Apaloderma vittatum (bar-tailed trogon), 889 nucleotides long. RefSeq names its product DCN1, defective in cullin neddylation 1, domain containing 5 (gene DCUN1D5). The annotation marks the transcript as partial. Lineage: Eukaryota; Metazoa; Chordata; Aves; Trogoniformes; Trogonidae. The record is from RefSeq and is a predicted model, not a curated record. The transcript is spliced from 7 exons. Gene Ontology annotation, molecular function: cullin family protein binding; ubiquitin conjugating enzyme binding; ubiquitin-like protein binding. Gene Ontology annotation, cellular component: ubiquitin ligase complex. Gene Ontology annotation, biological process: protein neddylation; positive regulation of ubiquitin-protein transferase activity.
CUAUUGCAGAUCACAAGCCUCUGGUAAAGUGAUGAGUGAAGAAGAACAUUUUUCAAGUAAAAAGUGCCUGGCUUGGUUUUAUGAAUAUGCAGGUCCUGAUGAAGUUGUGGGGCCUGAAGGAAUGGAAAAAUUCUGUGAAGACAUCGAUGUCGAGCCUGAAAAUAUUAUUAUGUUAGUAUUAGCCUGGAAACUAGAGGCUCAAAGCAUGGGAUUUUUUACCAAGGAAGAAUGGUUAAAAGGAAUGACCUCAUUACAGUGUGACUGUACAGAAAAAUUACAGAGUAAAUUUGACUUCUUGAGGUCACAAUUGAAUGACAUUUCAUCUUUUAAGAAUAUCUACAGAUAUGCCUUUGAUUUUGCAAGGGAUAAAGACCAGCGAAGUCUUGAUAUUGACACUGCAAAAUCCAUGCUAGCUCUUCUGCUUGGAAGAACUUGGCCGUUGUUUUCAGUAUUUUAUCAAUACCUGGAGCAAUCGAAGUACAGAGUUAUGAACAAGGAUCAGUGGUACAAUGUGCUAGAGUUCAGCAGAACCGUCCAUGCAGAUCUUAGCAACUAUGAUGAAGAUGGUGCAUGGCCUGUACUUCUGGAUGAAUUUGUAGAAUGGCUAAAAGUUCGUCAAGCAUCAUAGCAAGAAUUCAAAAGAAAAUGCAAAAGUUGUUUUGGUGCCCACUUCUACACAAAGUAAUGAGAAAAACGAAGGAUUGCAUUUUCAUUUUUAAGAAAGACUUUACAGUAAUUUGUUUUUCUUUUUAAAGGAAAUUUUCUUGUUACAUGUGACAUGGGCAUUGAACCACACCUCUUCUGAGACUGAAAGCUGGAGUUCUUGUUUUGAGUCUUAUGUUUAUAGCAUUUAUUUCAGAACAAUAAAGAUCAGAUUUGUGACAAAGGC